Molecule: messenger RNA, 1760 nt
Organism: Amborella trichopoda
Lineage: Eukaryota; Viridiplantae; Streptophyta; Magnoliopsida; Amborellales; Amborellaceae
Source: RefSeq, a predicted model, not a curated record
AUAGAAAGCUACAAUUCCAGAAAGUCAGCAGCAGGGAGAAUCCUAGGGAAUUGCAGAGAAAGUUAUCAAACGCACCCUAAACCUGCAAUCCCUUCCCAGAUCCCCAUGGGAGAAGAUAGCCAUGCUCAGACAGUGCGCGAGCGCAAGCGCAAGAAACUCAAGGUAGAACUCGACGUUGCAGAGGCUUUGGAUUCUUACAUCGCGCCCUGUGUGGGGUACUUUCCCUCUGGUUUUGAUCCUUUAAGGCACAACAAAAAUGACGGCGAGCUGAAAAUUAAGGCAUAUCGGGCCGUACCCAAUUACAAGUCCUGGUGCAUGCAAGUUGUUGUGAGCCCCGAAGGCUCCAAUGUGGACUUUGUCGGCACGAAUUACACAGGUGAAGCAGCUGUUUCCCAAUCCUGCAGCUAUGCCUUAGGUGUUCUUGACAAAGAGAAACAAAUCCUAACUGUUGUUCCCAUUGCUGGAGACAAGGUUUUUAGAAUGGAACCAAGAGUUAGAGGGCUACAAUAUGAAGAUGCAGUAUAUGAAGAGCCAAAGGAAGUGGAGAACACCCCGCAAAUUAAGAGGUCGGACAAGAUCCGGAAUCUGACCCUAAACUUUGGAACACGACAGGCUAAACACUCUUCUAUGAAGAGAGCUGCUGCUUUCAUGAAAGAAGAAGACCUUGGAACUCAAGAAGGGUUAGAGGCAUAUGUGAGUGAAGUCGGUAAGAGUACAAGUGUCAUGACUAAAACUGAGGCCCUUUAUCAAGCCACAAAGCAAGUUGUUCGUAAUAUCCCACCUUAUGACACUGAAGCUACAACACCCGAUAAGGCUUAUCUAUUGGAUAAGAUUAUUUCCCCAAAUGAGUGGGCUGAACUCUCCGAUGUAAUGGAGCUCGUGGAGGUUGGAAGUUGUGGUGCUUCAGCUUUAAAGUUUAAGAUGCAAAAUGAUUAUUAUCCGUGCUUCGUCCGCAACCGUGUAGGGAACAUUAAGAAGGUUCAUGAUAUAGAGGAAAAGAAGAAACUUGCUUGCAUAUUCUCAUACAUUACCCACCUUCUAGAGUUCCUUGCCCUGCAAACUGAAAAUGAAUUGUUAAGGUGCCUUUUGAAGGCCCAAAGCCAGGCAAUUUAUGAUCUGGGAGAAGAGGGCAAGAAAAUUUUUGGGGCGGGUUUCAGGAUUCCUGGCAUAGUUCUAGUGAAUUUCUUGAAUACUUUCUUUGCUGAUCGGAAGGAAAAGUUCACUAAAGAGAAAAAUGAUAUGGUUAUCAGUUACAUUUUGGUGCUUACGCUUUUUGCGGAUGGGUUUACAACUGAUCCAUCUGACAUUUGCAAGGACUUGAAGAUGAAAUUGCCUACCCUGAGAAAGAGUUAUUUAGAGUUGGGGUGCAAACUUUCCACUGCAAAGACGGGAUCGAUUGUAACACUACCUGCUCCUCUAAAGUUUCCAACAUUGACGACGCCUUACAGGAGGAGGAAGUAGAUGCCCUCUUGUUACAAGUACUGGUUUCUGGAAUCCUUUGUCAUGAGUUUUUGGUUCUGAGGUUUGUGUAGUAUUUUUUUUUGUUGGGGGCGGGAGAGAGAUUUCUAUUGUAUUGUAUUGUUUAAUCUUGCUUGAAACUCGUUUGAAUGUCCAGGAGAAACACUAUGUAUUACUGCAGUAUUCUCAUCGCUUUAGGCCAAACCUCUGUGAAACUCUCGAGGAUUCAAUGAUCUGCUUUGGAGCAGGGAUUAUCAGCAGGGUUUUAUAUGCGAGUCCAGUGCUUGCUGCUCAUUUUUGAA